Messenger RNA from Ostreobium quekettii, 315 nucleotides. The record is from the annotation of a GenBank genome assembly. Lineage: Eukaryota; Viridiplantae; Chlorophyta; Ulvophyceae; Bryopsidales; Ostreobiaceae.
AUGGCGGAUUUCCUUAACAAGAUUUCCUUUCCUUACUAUGCAAAAGUGAAAGAAAUGGGUGGUGGCGAUGAGCAUGGGUACUUGGGGGGUGAUGACGUCAGUGGGUGGGUAGCGGGCUACAUCUCAGAACGCACGAUUGAAAAACUGCACCGUAGAGGGUUUCAACCAGACGGGAUACCAGAUGAGCAGUUGGGAAUGGGUGCCAGAGCGUGGAAUUCGCACCAAGGCGCAAGGCAGGGGCUGCACAGACAUCUGAUGGGAGUGGAUUGGUCGUUUGGCGUUUCUGUUGAUAUGGGACCCGGGGUGAGGUGGUGA